UAACAACCAUGCAUAACGCAUUAAACAAUAUAUUAUACCUACCAAAUACUUGGAAUCAGAUAAUACGACAAAUUUUGAAUCCAUUAAUUUUUGUUCAAAUUUUUUUUUUUAAAAUCUUUUUCCUUAAAUUUGAUCAUUUGUAGUAAAACGAUUUGUUCGUCACAAUGUUGAAGUGUUCCUAUCUUCAUUGCUAUAAAAUCCCGGCAAGGAUUGGAGGCUGGCAUAAGGUUCAAAGAAGCAGCAUUGUCAAAAUGGCCGCCACCACCAAUCAGCAGAAGCAUUUCGUCGCCGUCCACGGCGUUGGUCACGGUGCAUGGGUAUAUUACAAGCUGAAACCCCGCAUUGAGGCCGCCGGACACCGUUUCACCCCGGUUGACCUCGCAGGUGCCGGAGUCAACGAAACCAAACUCGAAGAGAUUCGUUCCCUGCAUGAUUACACUAAGCCGUUGUUGGAUGUCUUGGCAGCCGUCCCGGAAAAUGAGAAGGUGGUGCUGAUCGGCCACAGUGGGGGCGGCAUGAGCGCCGCCGUCGGGAUGGAGAAAUACCCGAACAAAAUCUCCCUUGCCAUAUUCUUGAACGCCAUAAUGCCAGACACCAAAAACCGACCUUCCUAUGUUUUGGAAAAGUAUUCUGCUGGGACUCCACUUGAUGCAUGGAAGGAUACGAAAUUUACCGUCUACGGAGACCCGCCAAUUACCGCAUUGCUUUCUGGGCCAGAAUUUAUCGCUACUACACUGUACCAUCUCUCUCCUAAAGAGGCAAGUUUUUCCAAUUCAAUUGUCUAUAUUGUAUACUAAAACGUGACAUGAGCGUAAUUUAAAAUGAUAUUUUCUGUCUAAAAAAAUAAAAUAAAAUUCAUUGAGUUUUUAAAUUCGUAAUUAAAAAUAGUGCAAAUCUCAAAAUUCAAUGUAUAUUAAUAUUUUUUUUUUUGGUUAGAUUGUAGACUUUCACGGCACAAAUUAACAGAUUUUUUUUUCCAGGCAUCUUGUCUUUAGCGUUGUAUUAAGAGAUUUACAUGUUUGUGAUUAUAUGAUGAUAAAAUGAUUGCUAUUUCGGUCAAUACAAAUUUUUUAAGAAACUUGCAAUUGUCUUAUGAACAGGAUCAGGCACUAGGGAACUUGCUGGUGAGACCGGGAUCACUUUUCAUUGAAGAUUUGGUAACGUUAGACAAGUUCACGGACCAAGGAUUCGGAUCGGUUCUGCGAGCUUACAUAAUUGCUGCCGACGACAAAACUAUUCCGGCAGAGUUCCAGAAGUGGAUGAUCGAGAACAACCCGGUGAAGGAAGUGAAAGAGAUCAAAGGUGCUGACCAUAUGCCAAUGUUCACUCAACCUGACGAAUUGUGCAAAAAUCUGGUGGAAUUGGCCCAGAAAUAUGCUUGACCUUUUGGAGGCAACGUUACUAAUCGUGGAUCCGAUGUUUGAGAGUUCUUAUGCAGCUCUCUACUAAUAAAAAACCGUGUGAACGUCAAUAUUUCUCGAGGCUGUGUUUUGGGGGGUGAAUUUUAUUUGUUGCUUUUUCUGUUAUCUUUAUCUAGAAAGUUGCCGUAAUAAACAUUAAUCACCUGUUCAGUGGCAUUAUUCUAUUAUUAAGUUUUUUUUUUUUUUUUGGGUGUGAAACCUCCCUUUUUUUUGGUUACAAAUUGUAGUCUGAAACGUUAAAAACUUGCCACAGUAGGGUUUAGUUCUUGGAAACUUCACGCGGUUAUAAAUGAAAUUUUUCAUUUUACUACCAACUAAUUAAAAGAAGAAGAAGAAGAAGUAAAUAAACAAGAUAAUCAAUGGAAAGGUGGACCCAAAAGUAUUUUAGCCAAAACAAUGUCCACAAAUCAUGUGGCCUUGGAAAGUGUUGGCUAAACUAACUUGCAAUGACUAUAUCUCUCUUUGACAAAUCAGUACAAGGUAGUUUUGAUUUUGACAAUUGUAAUCAUAAAUUCAGUAUUCC
Messenger RNA from Oldenlandia corymbosa var. corymbosa, 1944 nucleotides. The record is from the annotation of a GenBank genome assembly. NCBI's taxonomy places the organism in Eukaryota, Viridiplantae, Streptophyta, Magnoliopsida, Gentianales, Rubiaceae.